GAAAACUAUGGCACGAAUACCAGUUUUGUGAACAAAUUUCCGAUGUGUACCUGAUGAAUGCGUGAACAACACUGAUGGAAGUGUGCGUAGCCUUAGCUGCGAUGUUAGUUUGUUGAGGUUCUAAGUGAUCGUAUAUAUCGCUUUAAGAGCCAUGUAUUCCUAGUGACCUUUCAAGUGAUGUCUACCCAAGGUGUCACUGUAGAAAUUAUCUCCGAAAACUGGAGGGAGACGGUGACGUUACACUGUUCAAAGUCAGUGAAUGCAUUUGAGUUGACACGCUUGCUCGGUGAUCAAAUGUCUUCAGAGGAAAACACAUACAGGUAUGAGAACAAAUUGAAGCCUGACAAAAUUCUGCUGAGAGACAUGCAUGGCACUCGACUCCAACCCAACAAGAAGAUCAGCAGAGUAACUGUCAAACCUGGCACGUACCUGAUCGCUGAGGUCACAGGGAAAGGCAGAAAUCAGCACGUCGGUGAGAGUACUCACAAUGCAGGGAAGAUGUCGGCAGGCAGCGAUAUAAGUUCAUCGGAGGACAAGGAGGACUUGCCAAACGAAAACAGUGCAGAAAGCAGUGCCGAUGAUCUUACACCAACAAAAAGCAAAAGGAGGAAAGUUGAGAGUGAAGAAUCUGGAAGCACAAUAGAUCUGACCAAAUGUGCUUCAUCGUCAGAGGUGGAGGAUGGUGCAGAAGAUCAGACUUCAACAAUUCAGACCAAACGGAAGUCUAGGAAGAGAGCCAGUGCCAAAGGUGAGCCAACAGUUAUUGAUGACACCAAGCAGCUCAUUGAGGGCCAGUGCCAGGGGUGCCAGGAAUUGACUGGCGGGUCGCCCACAACCAGACAGGGAACAAAACGGAAGCACGGAGGGCUUGAAUCCAGCCAGUCAGUGUCCCGGGUGUGCCCUCAGACCCCCGUCAGUAGACAAGAGAAAACCAGCCCUAGGGAGCAGCUGCAAAAGACACCCAACCCGAAGAGGAAUCUGAUCAAGCCGUCAGAGGUUUUGCAAGAGGUCCUGGAAGGAGACCGAGGUUCCCCGGAGAAACAGCUGCGGGAGGCAGAUGCAAAGUGUCCAAAGGAGGACCGCCUCAGUUGUUCGAUGGAGCGGAUUAACCUGGACGACGGCACGGAUUGUCCAGACAGGAACACACCAAGCUCUGCAGCAGGUGAAACAAAUGUGCCAAAGGCAGCAAAGCAGGGUGCAGUAAUACCUAAAAGUGCAGUGACCUCAACUGACAGAGUUAAACCAGCACAAGGAGAAGUUUACAGUAAACACAUGGAAGCCGGUAAUUCUGUCAUUGACACAGUGGCCUCCAAGGAAGACUCAGCCAUCCACAAAGCCGCGUGCAAUUCAGCUGACAUACCAAGUGGUAGCAGGCUGGUUGGUAAUACAACCAAGGAAGCAGACAGACUACCGACGGCCGGCUCGGAUGUUUGUGGGAAAUGCUCCACAAAUACUGUCCGCAGCAGCCUCAUUACAGUCUCCAAAGGGGCACCAGUCAACAAGAGCGCAGGGGAUUUGACAAGAAAACUGCAUUUUGUAGUUGUGCCUGUGGUCACCAAGAGCAGUCACAUUCCCCCUACUGUCAACCUUAAAUUGAAUGAAGGAGUGCCAGUCAAGAGAUUAGUCGGUGCUAGUGGCGCUCUGCCUGCGGGAAAACCCACCAGUGUAACAGAGUUGGCAGGCAAAAGUGCCGACAACAGUUCAAACCAUUUGGUAAUUCCUGUCAGCAAGGCUGCUGAAUCGUCACAGAGCAAAGUCACCAGCAUUAUGGUCGACCAUUCCGGAAAUCCCCUCAAGGCGGGAGCAGCCAACACCGCCAAAGGAACUGUGAUAUGCGAGCUCACCUUGAGUGCAAGCAAUCCAACGACAGUAGACAGGAGUCGCUCCAGAGUGCUGAAGACGUACCCUGGGAAGGCACGGCGCCAGACGAGGCAAGUCGCUAGAGCCAAUUCAAAGAGUGAGAUCGACUUAAUUUGCGUGGAUGGAGAAGGAUGCGGAGGGAACAACCCUGCCGAGGAGACUGACGGAGACUCGGAGCCUCCACACAAAGCAUCUGCAGAUGCUAAGCACAAGGCUGGUGAAGAAGAUCCCAUAGUCAUCACCAUCGGCAAGAAUGAGCUGAGAAAGUCCGACUUGGCUACGCUGGAAGAAGGGGAGUGGCUGAAUGACUGCGUCAUCAACGCAUAUUUCUUCCUCCUCAGCGUGGUGUCACCUCUGAAAGUCUUCACACACAGCUCCUUCUUUUUCCUCUCUCUGUUCAAACGGGGCUAUGAGGGCGUGAAACGAUGGACGAAAAAUGUCGACCUGUUCGAACAAGAUUUGAUCUUCAUUCCCGUCCACAACAAGAGCCACUGGUCACUGGUGGUGGUACAUAUCAGGGAAGGUAUCAUCGAAUAUUACAACUCCUCCACAAUGCUGGAUGGCUACCCAAGGAGCAUGAUGCACGUACGAGAUUACUUGCAAGCUGAAGCAAAGAAUCGGGAGAAGAGCAAAUUUUGUAACAUCAAGUGGGAAUUAUACAUUGUUGAAGAUAUACCGAGACAGCAAAACAUGGAUGAUUGUGGGCUGUUCAUUUGCCAGUAUGCCAAAAAGAUAAGCUUAAAGCAAAACGUGACCUUUGACAAUAAGGAGACAGUUAACCUGAGACGACAAAUGCUGCGGGAGCUCAUCAGACGCAAGAUAGAGGAAUACUGACAGAUUGAGUAUGAGUUCUGGACUCGUAACUCAGCACUGGAAACUCACCGAGUAAACUGCACCAGAAACUACUACUGUACAUUAUUGAUUUGUGGGGUUCCAACGCUCAGAAACUCUCACAACUCACCAAGAGCAAGACCGCUGAAUGUUGUUCUUUGAUGUCUGGACGUAGAUGGGCUCAUGAGCUGCAUUUUCAAGUUGUGAGACUUCAAUUUAGUCUCCACAUCUCAACAGAGGAACAGAAGCAACUCGCAGAAAGCGAAGAGCAUUAUCUCUAAACAAGGUUUUGUGACUUGUGUGCCCUUUCAACUUGUAAGACUCCAAACUGGAACAAAUGGCCCUGUCCAAUCAGGCCACACCUUUUCAGGACCUGCAUCAUCUUUGCAUCACGUGCAUUGUUGCAGGUGUACAAAGACACUUCAGGGUGGCUUUCUCAGUCAUGAAUAAAAAUUUAUUGUCCAAGAAAGCAGAUUUCUUUUUUUCUUUUAAUUCUGGCAAUGUCUCUGUUCAAUGCUUUGAUGUUUAUUCUUAUUUAAGAAUCUGACUUUGUUUUGGCCACAAUAUUUUGUGGGCAUCAAUGUCUAUCGUCUAUUUUUGCAUCAGUAUGUAUCUAUAACAUUGUGUAUGUGGUGAUAUACUGUAAAUCCCAGACCUUAAACUACAAACAGUAUGCAAUUAUGUUCAGUAAUAAUUCUAUUUAUUUGUACAUGAAUGUCAUUGCCACUUCACUGUUGUGCUAAACAAGUGACUUCAUUGCUUUUGGUUUGGCAUACGUUUUAAUGAAUGAUAGUUUGAUUAUGCAUUUUCAAAUGUGAAGAAUGGCACCGUACCAUCAUCCAGAAUUUCCAUCAGUAACCUUCGAAGGGUGUAGACCCCGCCCCUUUUUGGUUGCUCACAUGCAAUCAUGGCAAGGAGUUUUUUCUGGAAGAUAGAUCUGUUGCAUAAGGAAAGCAUUACAUGUAUUUUAAAGUUUUGAAGCAGGGAACGCUUUGUGGUUAAUGUUUGAGAAGAUAGUUGUUAAUUACUGCACAAAUAAAUGGAAAGACCUGGAUAGUUGAACCAGCAGUUAUUGGAAUGGUUACAAGUAGAAAUCUCUGUCAUUUUACCACGGGCAGUAUCAUUUGAAAAAUCACUGUUGGAUCCAAAGUUAUAUGAAAUUCCUCAGAAAUUCGCUUAAUACAUGUAGAUGCCUGAUAACAAAUACAUGUAACUAGCAAAAACAAACUUGACAAGGGUAGAGGAAUGCUUAAUUCCUUCACUGAAUCAAGUGGCCCGUUAUGCAAGAGGUUUCAUGAUCUAAUUUACAACUCCUCAGGAACCGACUUUUGCACAUUACCGAGCAGCAAUAUUUGUCCCACAUGCACAAUAAAAACACAUAACAAUAGAUACAGCAGAGGAGACCUUUGGGUUCAAAUUCACAUCCCUGCAUGUGAUGGGCAUGUGGCAAUGAAAUUUGCAAGUGUUGAAACAAGUGAGGCUGCACUGGCAAGAGGCUUGACACAUCACUACUUCGUAUUACCAACCGGGAGCUGCCAGUGCAGCCUCCCUCUGAGCAAUAUAACUGCUCACUUCUACCUGAGGAUGGGGUCUUUGAGAAUGCCCUGUGGAAUGUUUUUGACAACAAAAAUGUCUUCCUUUUUUUCUGCUAUAGGUUAUACCAAUGUACAUGUACUCACCCCCCCAAACAAUGACCAUUGUUGUCAACGGAAUCUUUAACUUGACAAAGAUUUAAUGUGCCAUUUGACAACAGGUAGCACUUUCUUUGUAGUGUUCCAGGAUUCUAUGCCAUUCUACAUGCAAAAAAUGAGCUACCUGGGGAAAGUUGGACCUUCAAGGAGGUUUCCUUGCCAAAAAAAUGCUUUGGAAACUGGGGUAAGUGUAUUUAGAGGAGUAAUUUUUCCUUUUCAGUGAGUUUCUUUCAAAGUUGCAGCCAGAAGUUUUAUUGACAAUCGUGCUUUUGCAUUGUACGCCCAUAGGAUCACUCCUAGAUGUUGAAAAAUUAUGUUUGUAACUUGUAAUCUGACCAGUGAUUGUGUUCUUGCAAGUGUUGUUUCUGG
Acanthaster planci (crown-of-thorns starfish) is the source of this 4751-nucleotide messenger RNA. RefSeq lists its product as uncharacterized. The record is from RefSeq and is a predicted model, not a curated record. Gene Ontology annotation, molecular function: deSUMOylase activity. Gene Ontology annotation, cellular component: nucleus. Gene Ontology annotation, biological process: protein desumoylation; proteolysis. Lineage: Eukaryota; Metazoa; Echinodermata; Asteroidea; Valvatida; Acanthasteridae.